AUGAAUCCGAGGCUCCAAUGGCUUCCAUGGCUUUAUGGGACCACAGAUUGUUUUGGACUGUUCAGUGCAGGGAAGUAUGAGCGGACUGAGUGCAUCCGACAAAGCCCAUACCAUUACCUGGGAUGCUUUGCAUUUGACAGGGGCUUGUCAGAAAAUUAUUACUUCCCAAUUACUUCCCUGGGCCUGAGGCAGUGCAGGGCUGCUAUAAAAGGCAGCCCAGCUCUCUGCUCUCUCAUCCACUUCUCUUGUCUCCUUCUCCUUGGGAAUCAGGUGAACAUCUCUUCUAGAGCCAUGUCCUGCUGCCAGCCCUGCGGCCAGUCCUGUGGCCCAACCCCUCUGGCCAGCAGCUGCAAUGAGCCCUGUUGCAGGCAGUGCCAGAGCUCCAUCGUUGUCAUUGAGCCCUCCCCCGUGGUGGUGACCCUGCCCGGACCUAUCCUCAGCUCCUUCCCACAGAACACCGCCGUGGGCUCCUCCACCUCUGCUGCUGUUGGCAGCAUCCUCAGCUGUAAUGGAGUGCCCAUCAACUCUGGCUGCUGUGACCUCUCCUGCAUUUCCAGCUGCUACAGAUGCCCCCCUGCUAAACAUCCUGGCAAUGUCCCUGGCAAGAACCUCUCACAGCCUCAGGACGUAGUGCUGGGCACAAGAUAG
Molecule: messenger RNA, 648 nt
Organism: Calypte anna (Anna's hummingbird)
Lineage: Eukaryota; Metazoa; Chordata; Aves; Apodiformes; Trochilidae
Cellular component (GO): intermediate filament
Molecular function (GO): structural constituent of cytoskeleton
Source: RefSeq, a predicted model, not a curated record